CUACCAAUAUAGUGCUGCUAAGUAGAAUCCAGCUAAUUCCCUCGGACAGUUGGACAUCAUCCAUUCCCCACCCCCUCUCCUCUUUCUCACUCAUCAUAUAUACACGCUGCGGCAGGGUCCAUAUAUCUUUAACCACUAACUCCUUCACUCCUCUUCCUACCAUCACUCACAUUCUCACUUCAAAUGGAAUACGGCAGGCUCGGACCACCCGAACCUACCAGCGGUGGCUCCUCAACUCAUAGCCUAACCCCGGACCCCACCCGCGCCCCCAGAAAAUCCAGACUCAAGCUCCUCCUCGUCCUCGCCGCCACGCUCAUAGCAGCGUCCGCAGUCGCCGCCGCCCUCGUCGUCGUCGUCGUCCGCAACAGAGUUGACGAUUCCGGCGGCGCCUCCGCGAUGCAUGCUCGCCGCCCCUCCAAGGCCGUCUCCCAAGCCUGCGGCAAGACUCGGUACCCGAAUCUCUGCGUCAACUCGCUUCUCGACUUCCCCGGCGCCGACUCCGCCUCCGCCAAGGAUCUCGUGCACAUUUCCGUCAACAUGACCCUCCGCAAAUUCGGCCGCGCGCUCUACUCCGCUGCCGAGAUCAGCAACCUCAACAUGUAUCCUCACGUCAGGUCAGCAUACGACGACUGCCUCGAGCUUCUGGAUGAUUCCGUUGAUCUCCUCUCGCGCUCGCUGACGACCGUCGCGCCCGGAAGAGGAGGCGGCGGCUCGACGCAGGACGUGCUGACGUGGCUCAGCGCGUCGCUGACGAACCAGGAUACCUGCACCGACGGCUUCGCCGAGCUGAACGGCUAUGUGAAGAAUCAAAUGAUGGAACGGUUGAAGGAUUUGUCCGAGCUCGUGAGUAACUGCCUCGCGAUAUACGCCGCCGCGGCGGGCGACGAGGAUUUCUCCGGCAUUCCGAUACAGAACCGGCGGCGGCGGCUCCUCGGCAAUGAGAAGGCGCACAGGCAUUUUCCGGCGUGGUUGUCGCGGCGGGACAGGAAGCUUCUGGACUUGCCGGUGACGGCGAUUAAUGCCGAUAUAAUCGUGUCGCACGACGGCAACGGCACGUGCAAGACGAUCGCGGAGGCGAUCAAGAAGGUGCCGGAAUACAGUAAUCGGCGAAUUAUUAUCUACGUGAGGGCAGGAAAGUAUGAGGAGAGUAUAUUGAAGGUGGGGAGAAAAAAGACAAACAUUAUGUUCAUUGGGGACGGUAAGGGCAAGACGGUCAUUUCAGGUGGGAAGAGCAUCCAAGAUAAUAUGACAACAUUUCACACCGCGUCAUUUGCUGCAACCGGCGCCGGUUUCAUUGCAAGGGACAUAACAUUUGAGAACUGGGCCGGGCCAAGCAAGCACCAGGCCGUGGCCCUCCGGGUCGGGGCGGACCAUGCCGUCAUCUACCGGUGCAAUGUCAUCGGCUACCAAGACACACUGUAUGCGCACUCGCAGCGGCAGUUCUACCGGGAGUGCGACAUCUACGGCACCGUGGACUUCAUCUUCGGCAACGCGGCUGUGGUGUUCCAGAACUGCAGCAUCCACGCCCGGAAGCCAAUGCCGUUCCAGAAGAACACCAUCACGGCUCAAAACCGCAAGGACCCUAAUCAGAACACGGGCAUCUCGAUCCACGCCUGCCGGAUAGUGGCGGAGGCGGACUUGCAGGCAGCGAAGGGGGCGUACCCGACAUACCUAGGGCGGCCGUGGAAGCUCUACUCUCGGACGGUGUACUUGCAGUCCUACUUGGGCGACCACAUCCACCCGAGGGGGUGGUUGGAGUGGAACGCAACGUUCGCACUCGACACAUUGUACUAUGGGGAGUACAUGAACUACGGCCCCGGCGGGGCGAUCGGGCAGCGUGUGGCGUGGCCGGGGUAUCGUGUGAUCACGGCCGUGGAGGAGGCGAGCAAGUUCACGGUGGCGCAGUUCAUCUACGGGUCGUCGUGGCUGCCCUCCACCGGGGUGGCGUUCUUGGCUGGCCUAUCGACUUGAAUAAAUAAUAAUCAUAAUAUUCAUAGAAAUUUUAAGUGUUGUGUAGUGUACAAGGAAAAUAUUUGCCUUGAAAAUAGGCUCUGAUGAUUUCUUGAUAUGGUAUAUAGUAAUCUUAUUUUU
This is a messenger RNA of Salvia miltiorrhiza (redroot sage), 2091 nucleotides long. RefSeq names its product probable pectinesterase/pectinesterase inhibitor 34. Lineage: Eukaryota; Viridiplantae; Streptophyta; Magnoliopsida; Lamiales; Lamiaceae. Gene Ontology annotation, biological process: cell wall modification. Gene Ontology annotation, molecular function: pectinesterase activity; pectinesterase inhibitor activity. The record is from RefSeq and is a predicted model, not a curated record. The transcript has 4 exons. Bases 184 to 1971 code for a protein of 595 amino acids.